Messenger RNA from Scomber japonicus (chub mackerel), 3195 nucleotides. It is a transcript of the gene ifrd2, whose product is annotated as interferon-related developmental regulator 2. Bases 451 to 1815 code for a protein of 454 amino acids. NCBI's taxonomy places the organism in Eukaryota, Metazoa, Chordata, Actinopteri, Scombriformes, Scombridae. The transcript is spliced from 13 exons. The record is from RefSeq and is a predicted model, not a curated record.
UGGUGGACCUGGCGACAACAGCGUGCUCAAAACUCCGUCCCAAACAUUUUGAAAAAUACUUACUAUCUCAACCUGGUAUUAGAUAUAGAUUACCUGGGGACAAUCAUAGAUAAUAUACUGUGAAAACUAUUGAGGCUAGUCACUUUUUUCGCCACCGGACAAGAUUUAUUCCCAGACUUGAAGAAGGCGGAGUUGUGGUUGGCGUUUUUAGAGGACGCUAACCAGCGUUAGCCAAAGUGUCAACAAAAGUGUGAAAGAGGCUGGAAAUUGGGGAAGCUUUUUACGUAGCCGUCGAGACAAACCACGGACAGCAUCCAGCCGUCUGCUGCUACUGCUGCCUUCAGCUGUCAGCCUGUGAGGAGCUGACAGUCGACUUAAAGCAGGCUAACUGUAGCUAGCUUACCUACAGCUAGCUUUGUUGUGAAGUAGCUGAUCAAAGCGCUGCUCGAGAUGCCGCGGAGUAAAAAAGGGAAACGUGGCUCCAGUAAAACGGGAUCUCUUCGUCAGGAGGUUCUUCAGCUGCAGUUGUCGGCUAAAGGCUCGCUGAAAGGUGUUAAAAAUGGGGUGAAGGGAGAAUCGGGUGCCAGUGAUGAUGAGCUGAUGUCUGAUAUUCUCAGCCACUAUAGCAGUGCCAGUGAAGGCACCUCUGUGCAGGACGAGGGCACAGGUGGUGAGCAGGUGGAUGAGCAGACUGCCCAAGAGGAAACAGAAGACAAACUCAAACAGUGCAUAGACAACCUGAUGGAUAAGAGUGCAAAGACUCGUCUCGCAGCCCUUGAGUCAUUGCGGCAGGUCUUUUCCUCCAGAGUUCUCUAUGACUUCCUCGUAGAGAGACGCCUCACUGUCAGUGAUUGCCUGGAAAGGAGCCUGAAAAAAGGCAGCGGGGAAGAGCAAGCAGCGGCAGCCACAGUCUUCGCCCUGCUCUGUAUCCAGCUCGGUGGCGGCGACGAGGCGGAGGAGGGCUUCAAGAUGCUUCGCCCCAUCCUCACCACCAUCCUGAUCGACAACACUGCCAGCAUAGCAGCCCGCCAGAGUUGUGCCAGAGCUUUGGGGAUGUGCUGUUACGUCUCUUCUGCAGAGGACGGAGAGGACUUGAUCAAGUCGCUGGCCCUCCUGGAGAGUGUUUUCAUGACUUCCUACCCUAACAGAGAGGGGACACUGCCCACACCCAAACCUGGCAAUGCAGGUCUCCACGGUGCUGCCCUGCAGGCCUGGUCGCUGCUGGUUACCAUCUGUCCUGCAUCUAAACUGUCUAUGCUGCUUGACCUUCACCUCCCCAAACUGCAAGCGUGUCUGCAAAGCAGUGACGUCAACUACAGGAUUGCAGUGGGAGAAACCAUCGCCCUGCUGGUGGAGCUAGGACGAGAUAUAUCCGAGGAGUUUGAAGUGGAGGACAGUGAAAGUCUGUGUGAGUGUCUGAAGAGUUUAGCCACAGACAGCAACAAACACAGAGCCAAGAAUGACAGGAGGAAACAACGCUCUAUCUUCAGAGAGGUGCUACAUUAUAUAGAGAAUGAGGACUUCACAGUGGAGAAGAUCAGCUUCGGAGUGGAGGGCAUUUACAUUGACAGCUGGAUGAGGAGAAGAAUCUACGAUGCAUUCAAAGAGAUCCAGGAGUCUGGAGUCAGACACCAUCUACAGUUCAAUCCACUACUGAGAGACAUCUUUGGCCUUGGCCCUCCUCUCAUCCUGGACACUACUGUCAAAAGCCAAAAGAUCUCACGAUUUGAGAAGCACCUUUUCAACUCUGCUGCCUUCAAGGCCAGGACUAAACAGAGGAACAAAGUCAGGGACAAACGGGCUGACGUCAUGUAAGAGGAGCAGAAGACUGGGAUGAGACAAAAUGAUGCCUUCCACUCCUCAGCUGUCAUACACACAAAAGGACUCAACAAAAAAUCUUAACAGGGCUUUUUCACUUGUGCUCUUUACCUGCAAAUGAAUUCCCCAGAUUCACAAUAGUGAAUAUUUAUACUUAGCUCUCAUAGGAAAAGCAAGUUUUUACCACCUAUUUUUUUGCAGAGGAACAGUUUUUAUGUUCCCAGAAAGCAUUUGCUGUCACUCAUUUUUGACACAAAAUUUAGUGAAUUGCAACAAUCCACUGUGUUGAGUGUUGACAGUAUUUUCAAAGUACCAGGUGGAUUAUAAACUGUAAGACAAUGCUGAACAUGUUUUAUGUGGGAUUGAAACCACUUAAUUACACAGUAGAGAUGAAAUGCGACCUCCUGGAAACCAGAACGGUCUUUUUAAAAAAAAUAAAUUUUAUCAAUAAAAAUACAGAAAAAGCAAAGUAUUUAAAUCUCACUGUAAGAAUCAAAGACUUUGUAGCUUUAUGAUACAUUUCAGAUCUGUGGAAGCCUUCCGUGUUAAGCGUUAUUGAAUCGGUGCUGAUGAGUGUCGUAAAGAUUCCUCGUUAUUUCCUGAGUGGUCCUCUGUUUUUCCACCCAGAGGCCACUUCAGCUGCCAAAAACCACAAACUGACUUUACACAACAAUGCAACCUAAACCAAGAUGUGUGUGUGGUGUUUGCGUGAGAAGUGUGUUUUAUUUUAAUAUUAUUUAACAUCAUGAAAUAAAACACUUAUAACACAUAAACAAGAAGAUGCCUAAUUAAAAAUAAAUAAAUAAAUAAAUGAAAGUUAAUGUCAUCUUUUUGUAUUUGAUUAUUUUUUUGAGAGGGAAAAAUGCAUUUUAAACAUUUUCUGGUUUCUAAUUUAUUCAAAGAGCAGUACUGUGUGAUUUUUAAGAAACUUAAAGAACUGUUUACAGACAAUUAUGGGAUGAAGAUGACAAAAAGAAUUUCUGUGGGUUUUUUGUUUCAUGUAUAUUUUUAAUGCAGGUUGGUGGGUCAUACAAUCUAUCCAUGCGUAUGUAUUGCAGAUAUACUGUACAUAAGGGUUUAUGGUAAGAUGUGUACUUGAAUCAUUAGAUGUAUUAACUGAUUUUUCCUUUGACAAGCAGUUAACACAUACAGGCCACUAACCAGAGCUGCUGAUCUGAAGUUUGGUCGACAAAGUUAGCCUCUAAAACUCACCAUGCUUUUGAUUGUGGCAGCAACGCCACAAUUAAAUGUUUAUUAUAUGUUUCAGUAACGUACUGAAAACAUAUCAACAGCCUGACCAAACUGUCUUAUCAGUAGUUUUGGUGUUAUAACACAUCGACAGAAGAUGGAUCAAAUGAAAUAAAGAGAGUAUUUGAG